AUGACAGAGUCUACUCGUCGCUCCACGCGCCAAGUGAAUAUGAAAGAGUCUCAAGGCAACGUCGAUGACGGAGGGGGUGGUGAACCCACCUCCCAAGCGCCUUCGAAAAGGGCGAAGACCGGGAGGCGCAUGCGCGUCAUUUCUCCCGCACCCAGCACAGACGACUUGACCGUGCCGCAGUCCGGAGCCGCUGCUCAGCCCCCCAUGGACACGUCGGAGGCGGACGAAGCGCAGGGAGAGGCGCUUGCGCCUACGGCGGUUGUCGGGGACAACGGAGGCCCAGAGAAGGAGGUGACGGGGCAUGGCGAGAGCGAUGACGAUGAGGGCGGUGAGGAACGUGUAAAGAACAAGUUUAUCGACGAUGAGGCGGAAGAAGACGACGAGGGAGAAGGCGAAGACGGGGAGAAAGCUCACCCGGAUGCAAUCGAAGACUUGGGCGUCGCAAUUGGGCGCAAUGACAGCGAUGACGAAGAUAUAGUUGACCUUGGGGGCGCUGUCUCUGGUCCUGAGGCCGUACAAGUCCAUAUCAACGGUCUCCAGCCCGCCGCUCAGUACUUCAGGAUGUUCGUUCUCGACAAGAAGCACCCAGUUUACUUAGCCAUCAAGGCGGACGCUAUAACGAAGUACUACGGCGUCAAUCCGUACUUCUUCGCACAGGGUGUCUACAAUGCGAUGCACACAUACGAUGAGGUUCCCCUUUUUUCGACCUCUGCAUACCGUCCGGAGAACGCUACGGACUACCCGGAUCCCGCUACCACGUUGGAGAAGAUUUAUCCGCAGUUCGAUCUUUUGAGGACGCUUGCCACCAUCGUCGGCUUUAGGGAGGGCGCUGGUUACAUUAACCUCAGCCGUAUCGACCCUGCCCGAUUGCUGUUCAUGACUAUGGACAGACGCAGUCGCGACACCUCGCUCGUCACUGUCGCCGACAAGAGGACACCCGUUAUGUGCCUGACGGGCGGACUCGUGAGGGACUUCUUCGUUGGGCCUGAGGGUCGGAUCUUCAACAAGGAUCCCCGUCGCGGUAUCAGCAUCGCUCCUCUCGAUGGCGAGCCGGCCCGUAUCUUCGCUUGCCUGAACGAGGUCGCCAAGUUCUCGGGAGAUGAUCAUCACAAGUUCCCUCUGUACGACAACGGUAGCGUCGCUUUUUCUACGAAGCCGGGGAAGGACGGUCGGAAGCCUAACGUCCCCGGUUACCCAGCGAGCGCGAAGGCGAAGCGGGAGAAGCCCGAGCUGAUCUCGGACGGAUCCAAGAAUUUCCGCAAAGCAGGGGUGCUCGAGUACAUGGACGAAAUCCCCGUGAUCGAUGCUCGGUCGAAAGCCGUCGACUGGGGCGUCGACACUCUGAAGGACUUGAAGGACGAGCGCAACUGGCCGCGCUUCGUGGGUAUGCUGGACAGAGACGCUCUCGCAGUCGUCUUCUACACCGUCUCCCGAUGGCAAGUUGAUCAGAAAGCGGUCUCGUUCAACAUCGAUAGCAUUGUCGUCCUCUCCGACAGCAUCGAUGCCGAGAGCUCUCGCGCGACGAAGGCCUUGAAGGAGGUGGAGAAGGAAGCACUCGCGCGGAAGAAAGCGGAGUUGGAGCAGCAGGCGAAGGAUGAGGCGGAGAAAAAGGCUAAGAAGAGGGCGGAGAGGGAGAGGGGCAAGCGUGCGAAGGCGCUUUCGAGCAGUGCGCAGGCCGAGGACGUGCCUGUCGGUGUCGGCGCCCCUGGCACUGACGGGGACGUCGCCGAGACCCCGGUCUCCGGUACGAAGAAGCGUCUGACUCAUGAGCGCCCUGCAGUCGCUAAUCAAGGAUCGCCUUCCAAGAAGAUCCAGACCCGGUCUGCGAUUCAGACAAUCACCGUCGUGAAGUUUGGGCUAAGGGCCAUGUUAGCGCCUUCUACUGCCCCGAAAUCGGCAUCCCCGAGGGUUGAACUCGGGGCCGUUAUGCGGUUGGGCAAUCCAAUCCCCAUCGACGACUCGGCUGUCGAAGCCCCUAUUAUCUACUGUCGCUAUUUCAGAAUCCUUCGGUCCUACGAGAUCGAGCCGUACGUGGUGCAUACUCCUGAGUAUCACGUCCUUGAAGAUUGGUGCUACAUCUACGAAGACACCGUCGCUGCCGAUGGGGUUGAUCCGACUUCAUCGCUGAUUCCAUGGCCAUGGAAGAGGCGGCUUGUGGUGUCUGCGCAGAGUUGA
Messenger RNA from Schizophyllum commune H4-8, 2175 nucleotides. RefSeq lists its product as uncharacterized. The record is from RefSeq and is a predicted model, not a curated record. The coding region runs from base 1 to 2175 and encodes 724 amino acids. The transcript has 17 exons. NCBI's taxonomy places the organism in Eukaryota, Fungi, Basidiomycota, Agaricomycetes, Agaricales, Schizophyllaceae.